Molecule: messenger RNA, 8734 nt
Organism: Mugil cephalus (flathead mullet)
Lineage: Eukaryota; Metazoa; Chordata; Actinopteri; Mugiliformes; Mugilidae
Gene: lrp4
Product: low density lipoprotein receptor-related protein 4
Exons: 38
Coding region: 308-6064 (1918 amino acids)
Molecular function (GO): protein binding; calcium ion binding
Source: RefSeq, a predicted model, not a curated record
GGAGCCGAGCUGCUCCCCCAGAGUUAACUUUUUAAUCCCGGUUUUGUCGCGUUAUCACACACAAGAGGAGGAGGAGGCGGAGGAGGAGGUCGGGGAGUGAGCAGGGGAUAAAAAGUCAGUCAUGGUAUGAGGUGAAUGGGGAAAACCGGAGCGACUUCUUGUGCAAGAAGCCCGUUUACAUUUUAAUUGUGCAGAGGAGAAGAAAGUGAAGAAGAAGAAGAAGAAGAGGAGGAAGAAGAAGUAGAAGAAGAAGAGGGAAACGGGGACUGGAAGCCCGGAGAAGAGAGAGAGAAAAGCGGGGUACAAGAUGCAGCUGGCCGCGGUGCUGUGGGUCGCCCUGUUAACUUUGCAACUCAGCCAGAGUCCAGGAGUUCAGGCCAGCGCCGAGUGUUCGUGUGGGAGGAACCACUUCACGUGUGCGGUGAGCGCGUUCGGGGAGUGCACCUGCAUCCCGGCCCAGUGGCAGUGUGACGGGGACAACGACUGCGGGGACCACAGCGACGAGGACGGAUGCAUGCUCCCCACCUGCUCGCCGCUGGACUUUCACUGCGACAACGGCAAAUGUAUCCGUCGCUCCUGGGUGUGUGACGGGGACAACGACUGCGAGGACGACUCAGACGAGCAAGACUGUCCUCCCAGGGAAUGUGAGGAGGACGAGUUCCACUGCCAGAACGGCUACUGUAUUCGCAGCCUCUGGCACUGCGACGGCGACAAUGAUUGCGGGGACAACAGUGAUGAACAGUGCGAUAUGCGUAAAUGUUCGGACAAGGAGUUCCGCUGCACAGAUGGGAGUUGUAUCGCCGAGCACUGGUACUGUGACGGAGACACGGACUGUAAGGACGGAUCAGAUGAGGAAAAAUGCCCCUCAGAUGUGAUGACAGCCACCUGCAGCGUGGAGGAGUUUCAGUGCGCAUAUGGUCGCUGUAUCCUGGACAUCUACCACUGCGACGGGGACGACGACUGCGGGGACUGGUCGGACGAGUCGGACUGCUCUUCUCACCAGCCCUGCAGAUCAGUCGAGUUCAUGUGCAGCAGCGGGAUGUGCAUCAACGCCGGCUGGAGGUGCGACGGCGAGUUCGACUGUGACGACCAAUCAGACGAGAAGAACUGCACCACGUCCAUGUGCACGGCCGACCAGUUCCGCUGUGGAACCGGACGCUGUGUCCGGUUGUCAUGGAGAUGCGACGGCGAGAGCGACUGCUCGGAUGGCAGCGACGAGGACGGCUGUGAGAAAACUGAGACCCCCCCGUGUGCCCCCGAUCAGUUCCAGUGCGGGAACGGACGCUGCAUCGGUCAGAGGAAGGUGUGCAACGAGGUCAACGACUGCGGCGAUGGGACUGACGAGCACCCACACCAUGACUGCCGCCCGCGCUCCAGCGAGGGCAACUGUAACCAGAAUAACGGAGGCUGCUCCCAGAAGUGUCAGAUGGGCAGAGGACUGGUCCAGUGCACCUGUCACACUGGAUACCGACUGAUGGACGAUGGCAAAACCUGCCAGGAUGUGGACGAGUGCGCCGAAGAAGGCUACUGCAGCCAGGGCUGUACCAACGCGGAGGGAGGGUUCCAGUGCUGGUGCGUUCAGGGCUACGAGCUCCGGCCGGACAAACGCAGCUGCAAAGCUCUGGGUCCGGAGCCGGUGCUGCUGUUUGCCAACCGCAUCGACAUCCGUCAGGUGUUGCCUCAUCGCUCUGAAUACACCCUGCUGCUCAACAACCUGGAAAACGCCAUCGCCCUGGACUUCCAUCACAGCCUUGAGCUGGUGUUCUGGUCGGACGUGACCCUGGACCGCAUCAUGAAGGCCAACCUCAACGGCUCUAAUGUGGAGGAGGUCGUCUCCACCGGCCUGGAGAGCCCAGGUGGACUGGCCAUAGACUGGAUCCAUGACAAGCUGUACUGGACGGACUCUGGGACUUCGCGCAUCGAGGUGGCCAAUCUGGACGGCACGCACCGCAAGGUGCUGCUGUGGCAGAAUAUGGAGAAGCCCAGGGCCAUCGCGCUGCACCCCAUAGAAGGUAAGAUCUACUGGACGGACUGGGGCAACACCCCUCGCAUCGAGUACGCCAACAUGGACGGCUCCAACCGGCGGGUCAUCGCAGACACCCACCUCUUCUGGCCCAACGGCCUCACCAUCGACUACGCUGGCCGCCGCAUGUACUGGGUGGACGCCAAGCACCACGUCAUUGAGAGGGCCGACCUGGACGGACGCAAUCGCAAGGCCGUCAUCAGUCAAGGUCUCCCGCACCCGUUUGCCAUCACUGUGUUUGAGGACAGCCUCUACUGGACUGACUGGCACACCAAGAGCAUCAACAGCGCUAACAAAUUCACAGGCAAGAACCAGGAGAUCAUCCGCAACAAGCUGCACUUCCCCAUGGACAUCCACACGCUGCACCCCCAGAGGCAGCCCGCAGGGGGCAGGAACCGCUGCGGCACCAACAACGGGGGCUGCAGCCACCUGUGUCUCCCCAGCAACAAGACGUACACCUGCACCUGUCCCACCGGCUUCAAGAAGGUGGACCAGUACAGCUGUGCCAGCGGUCUUGACAAGUUCCUGCUUUUUGCCCGAAGGACGGACAUCCGACGAAUCAGCUUCGAUACGGAAGACAUGUCCGAUGAUGUCAUCCCUCUGGCUGACGUGCGCAAUGCCGUGGCUCUGGACUGGGACGCCAAAGACGGCUACAUCUACUGGACUGAUGUCACCACCGACUCCAUCAACAGAGCACUGUGGAAUGGCACCAAGCAGGAGGUGGUGGUGGACACCAGUCUGGAGAGCCCAGCAGGUUUGGCGAUUGACUGGGUGACCAACAAGCUGUACUGGACCGAUGCCGGUACCGAUCGCAUCGAAGUGUCUAACGCCGACGGGACCAUGCGGACUGUCCUGAUAUGGGAAAACCUGGACCGGCCCAGGGAUAUUGUUGUUGAUCCAAUCGGAGGCUUCAUGUACUGGACUGACUGGGGGGCCAAUCCAAAGAUCGAACGUGCAGGAAUGGACGCAUCAAGUCGCAUCGUCAUCAUCUCAUCCAAUCUGACGUGGCCCAACGGGCUCGCUAUUGACUAUGAGACCAAACGCCUGUACUGGGCUGACGCUGGCAUGAAGACUAUUGAAUUUGGCAACUUUGAUGGUUCUGAUAGACAGGUUUUGAUCGGCAGCCAGCUGCCACACCCCUUUGGCCUGACUGUACACGAGGACAAGCUGUACUGGACGGACUGGCAGUCUAAGAGCAUCCAGAGCGCCGACAAGCUCACUGGCUUGGGAAGAAACACGCUGGCCGAAAACCUGGAGAACCUCAUGGACAUCCAUAUGUUCCAUCUGCACCGCGAGACAGUGCGUAACCCGUGUGAGGUGAAUAAUGGAGGCUGCAGCCACCUCUGUCUCCUGGCGCCUGCUCCCAAAGCCUCCAGCUGUGCCUGUCCCACUGGGAUCAACCUGCAGACUGAUGGAAAGACCUGCACACCUGGGAUGAGCAGCUUCCUGGUCUUUGCGCGGAGGACCGACAUCAGGAUGGUUUCUCUGGAUAUCCCCUACUUCGCUGAUGUGGUCUUGGCCGUCAACAGCUCAAUGAAAAACACUAUCGCCAUUGGUGUGGACCCCAAAGAAGGAAAAGUCUACUGGUCCGACAGUACACUGAAGAAAAUCAGCAGAGCCAACAUCAACGGGACGGCGCAUGAAGAGAUCAUAUCAACCGGCUUGAUGACAACCGAUGGGCUCGCUGUGGACGCUGUUGGCAGGAAGAUCUACUGGACGGACACGGGAAUCAACCGCAUUGAGGUUGCCAACCUGGACGGCUCCAUGAGGAAAGUUCUCGUCUGGCAAAACCUCGACAGCCCUCGAGCAAUCGCCCUCUACCACGAGAUGGGCUAUAUGUACUGGACGGACUGGGGUGAGAAUGCGAAGCUGGAGCGCUCAGCGAUGGAUGGAUCGGACCGCGUGGUCCUCAUCAGUAACAACCUGGGCUGGCCCAACGGUCUGGCCAUCGACAUGGCCGGCUCACAGUUGUUGUGGGCUGAUGCUCACACUGAGCGCAUCGAGGCAUCCGACCUCAACGGGCAGAACCGCCACACCCUCGUGACUCCAGUUCAGCACCCGUACGGUUUAACUCUGCUGGGGUCCCAUAUCUACUGGACCGACUGGCAGAGCCGCAGCAUCCAGCGAGCUGACAAGACCUCCGGGGCCAACACCAUCACGGUGCGAGCCAACCUGCCGGGCCUGAUGGACAUCCAGGCUGUGGACAGAGAGAGGCCGCUGGGUUUUAACAAGUGCGGCAGGAGGAACGGGGGCUGCACGCACUUGUGUCUGCCUCGUCCCAACGGCACCUCCUGCGCCUGUCCCACCGGCAUACAGCUCAAGGGGGACGGCCGGUCGUGCGAUGACUCCCCAGAGACGUACCUGCUCUUCUCCAACCGCGUCAGUGUGCGCAGGAUCUCCCUGGACACCGACGACCACACUGACGUGCACGUGCCCGUGCCCGAGCUGCACAACGUCAUCUCGCUGGACUACGACAGCGUGGAUGGAAAACUGUACUACACCGACGUCACCCUGGAUGUUAUCAGGCGCGCCAACUUAGAUGGCAGUGAAAUGGAGACGGUGAUCAGUCAGGGCCUGAAGACCACGGACGGGCUGGCUGUGGACUGGGUGGCCAGAAACAUGUACUGGACCGACACUGGGCGCAACACCAUCGAGGUGGCACGCUUGGAGGGAACCAGCCGCAAAGUCCUGGUCAACAACAGUUUGGACGAACCCCGAGCAAUUGCGGUGUUCCCGAGCAAAGGGUACUUGUUCUGGACCGACUGGGGACACAUUGCAAAGAUUGAGCGAUCUCACCUGGACGGCUCAGACCGGAAGGUUCUCAUCAAUACCGACCUGGGGUGGCCCAAUGGCCUCACUCUGGACUACGACAGACGAAGGAUCUUCUGGGUGGACGCCCACCUGGACAGGAUCGAGAGUUCAGACCUGAAUGGAGACCUGCGCCAGGUCCUCGUCAGCCCGGUGUCCCACCCGUUCGCCCUCACACAGUUGAAGCCGGUGUCCUCCCCUCUAACCCCUUUCUCCCGACUCUCGCAGCAAGACCGCUGGAUCUACUGGACGGACUGGCAGACUAAGUCCAUCCAGCGAGUGGACAAACACGCUGGCCGUAACAAGGAAACCGUGCUGGCCAACGUGGAGGGCCUCAUGGACAUUAUAGUGGUAUCUCCUAACAGACAGACAGGUACUAACCUCUGUGGAGUAAAUAAUGGUGGCUGCACUCACCUCUGCUUCGCCAAGACCAACAGUUUUGUCUGCGCCUGCCCCGAUGAACCAGACGGACGACCCUGCUCCACAAUUUCAGGUUACAUCCCCACUUCUCCUGCCAGAGGAACCAGCAGCACCCCUGUCCCCAAAAAGAUCCCCAAAGGUCCAACAGACGCUUCCCACAGAGGACCCGCACUGAUCAACUGCACUGGCAAGAUCCUGAACGCAGAAGGCUGCUUGAACACUGUGGUGACAGCUCCUCACGGGGAAGGACUUCAUAUCAGCUAUGUGAUUGGUGGAGUUCUGACCAUCCUGGCGAUUCUCAUCCUCAUCGCUGCCUUGAUUAUCUACAGACAUAAAAAGUCAAAGUUUGCUGAUCCGGGAGUGAGCAACCUGACCUACAGUAACCCCUCCUACCGGACGUCCACACAGGAGGUCAAGAUCGAGACAUCGCAGAAGCCUCCGAUUUACAACCAGCUUCGAUAUAAGAAAGAGGGGGGAGUGGAUGGAGGCUACACCAAGGAGAAGAUCCGCAUCGUGGAGGGCGUGUGUCUCCUCUCCAACGAAGAGCUUUACUGGGACGACCUAAAACAGAUCAAGCCCUCCCGGGGCGGCCUGCACACCUGCAUGCGCACAGACACCGUGUCCCUGCAGGCCAGCAGCGCCUCGCUAGAUGACGGCGAGACAGAGCAGCUCCUCCAGGAGGAGGCGUCCGAGUGCUCCUCCAUAACCACCCUCACCCCUUCGGCCAUCACCCCCCAGCGCCACGCCCAGCACAGCCUUCCCGACACCGGCUGGGCCUCCAUGCGUAAACCCUCCACCGAGAGCGAAGUGUGAGAGCCGCUUCCCCCUCCGUGCUUUAUCUCAACCGUCAUUACCUAACACACACAUGCAGACGCCUGUAUUUAGAGCCGGUACAAAUACACUAAGAGGAAUAGAUACAAACACAGUUGCAUAUGUAGGCUUACGGUACAUAUGGACCUGGUUAGACACAAAUAAGCUCACAUAAACACAACUCAUGUCUCCGAAACUGGGGCUCCGUCCUACUUGUGCACACGUGCGGUACAGUCCUCCCAACAGUUCCUUCAGAGCGGCUGCCAUUAGGCAAAGUGAUAAACUAAGGAGCACGCUGGUAUAAGAAAGCAAAGGACUCUGGGGAGGAAGGGAACAGAGAGACACACAAGCGUUACCUGGAGCCUUUUGUAAAGGGUGCAGACUCUCAGUGCGACAAGCGCUUCUCUGUGUACGCCUUUAUUUUUGGGAACUUUUCUUCUCGGACUAAGCUAAAACGUCGUCGUGCUCCCUGGACGGUGUAACCACAGCGCUCUCUCUAAUGCCACUCAUGUCUUUAUGAACUCUAUUUAUGAACUUUUUUUUUUUUUUUUUUUUUUUACUUGCAAGAGUGGGUUUGCUGCCCGAGAAUGAUCAGAGUGUUAAGUUAGAAGUUUGUACAGCAGCGCCCGGUUGUUCACGAGUUGUAUUUAUGACAGUGCCAAAGGGUGGAGCUUCAGAGUCUCCGCGCUUCCUCCUCCCAUCUACACCAUUCAUAUCAAAGUCUGGGAUGUUUGUUCUAGUUUUACUGACUUGCUCGCCUCGCUGGUGGGAGACCUCGUUUUGAUGACUUCUGCUUCUGACUUCUUAUUUUACAGCCUCCAACCGAUCAAACAAGAAAUUGCUGUAGCAGGUACUCUCAGUUGUUUGCAGAAAUCCCUUCAUCUUCUGUAAAAAAAAAGAAAAUAGUAAUUCAGCCAUUUCUGAUCCUCGGGCAUAGCAGAAGGAGCCUCAAUGAAGUAACAGCCUAAGUGCCAAACGUUCAUUCUUUUUCCUCCUUCAGCUGUAUAUUUAUUUUUCUCAGAGGUUUUAAGAUGUACGUGACAAUUUCUCACUUACCACUACUGCUAUUGAGCCAUGCAGAUAGUUGUGGUUUUAUUUACACAGGUACAAAGAUAAACAUCUCUGGGAUUGCUUCUGCCGCAUAACUCUGCAAUCAUUUCCUCACCGCAAUCAUGAGAAACAUUUUCCUGAGGCUUAAUAUCCAGAUAACUGGUUAUAUUCGGUAGCACUUACUAAUAGAUAUUUCAAGCUCUUUAAUGUUAACAAAAUAAACAUUUCAUUUUUUAUUUUUUUGUCAAAAUAGAAAAUACCACUCCUGUAAUUUUAUUUUCUUUGUAGGUGUAUGUCUACACUACAGCUUUAAUCAGUGUUAACUUAUCCAUGAUAUCAACCCACAUUCUCCACCAACAUCCUCCCUUUAGCUUUUUAGCUCAGUGCUGAGUUUUCUUCAACAAUAAAUGCAAUAUUGCAUAGUUUUCUUUUGUUUUUGUUUUUUUUUUGUUUUGAUUUUUUUUUAACGAUCAUUGCAAUUUUACAAUAAACUUAGCAGGAUACUGUAAAGAAAUGGUAGCUAUUCUGAUUUCUGGAACACAAUCACAGAAGGUCCCGUUCCGAUUGUUGUGGUGGGUUAGCGUCGAGCUUCAGAGGCAAAUAUAUCAAAAAGUUAGUAAAUACAACCAAAGGUAUCUGCUUGGCAAAACACUACUAGAGGUAAAUGAGAACAUUUGUUUCCGAGUUUCCGACCCAAAUCUGUAACUUAAAGGGGCACUCACCGAAUCUCCCACAGUGCAGUUUAACAAAUGGAAAACACUGUGCAUGUCUGACCCCAACAGAUGGAGAGGGUUAUAGUUUAAAAAAAUAAAAUAAAAUAUAUCGCAGCUUACUGAAAAAUAAAGUAAAAAGAUAUUGUACGUUGCUUUAACUUUAGAGUACCGUUUUGUCUGUUGAAAAGUGGAACAGGGAAAUAGUAUAUUGCUAUAUUGACAAAUAUAUCUGUUAGACAUUACUAUAGAACCAUGUAUUUUGAAGUAUCUGCUACAAGCUCAGCAACUUGCUGAUUUGCUGCUAGACAAAGCACUGAGGCCAAUGAAAGAGGGUCUUGGCAGCUACAUAACUACAGUCAAUGACAGGUUUGGUUGACGGUAGGCCUACAGAGCAUCACAGCGACCCGGUAUCCAGUUAUCCUGGCUCACAGUCCCUCCAACUCUGCUGCAGGAACGCUAAAACUGUACAGAUUUUAUCAAGCGGAUAUAAGCGGACAUUUCUGUUGAUAUUGCGUUGAGUUGUAUAGUCUUUUGUACAAAGGGAUUUCAUGACCGUUUUUAGACUUGUAUUAAUUUUACUCACUGGAGAAACCCUUUUUUUUGUUGUUUUGUUGUUUUUGCUGGAUUAUUUUAACCACUGUGUUUCCAACCCUUGUAAAUGAUAGGGAAGAUGACAGUUAUUUAAUAGUGCUCUUUUAUCUUAUGAAAUACUGGUAACGUAUAGCUGUUGUAAAGUUAACAAAAAGAGGUAUUUAUGAUUUUUUUUUUUGUUUGGUUGUCACUUGAUGUGUAAAUAUGAAAAGACUGUAUAUGUAUUUCCAUGGCAGUACUAACAAGCUGUGUUGUGUGAUAUAGUGAAUUAUCCCUUUGCUAUCUUUUAAUAUAAAACUGCAUUUGCAUUUCAAUGAAA